Messenger RNA from Mycotypha africana, 2325 nucleotides. RefSeq lists its product as uncharacterized. The record is from RefSeq and is a predicted model, not a curated record. Gene Ontology annotation, molecular function: tRNA dihydrouridine synthase activity; metal ion binding; flavin adenine dinucleotide binding. The transcript has 11 exons. Gene Ontology annotation, biological process: tRNA processing. NCBI's taxonomy places the organism in Eukaryota, Fungi, Mucoromycota, Mucoromycetes, Mucorales, Mycotyphaceae. The coding region runs from base 57 to 1940 and encodes 627 amino acids.
GUCCCCAAGUGUAUUCCUAUUGUAUCUCUUUAUAUCCAUUACGGAAACGCAAUAAAAUGUCUGACGUUGUUGAAGCAAAACCUGGUGAAGCUCUUAUCAAAUCUAAGUACCGAAAAGAACGUUGGUUUAAUGAAGAAACGGCAGAGCAAGCCAUAGAAGUUGUUCCUAAUGAUGAUGAAGCUGAACAUGCCGAAACAGAAGAUGGAAAAAAAAAGAAGACCAAGUAUGCAAGAGGUGCUAACAAGGGUCAAAGAGGAAAGAAACGUAUUGAAGAUACAGUAAAACUUUGUAAAAAUACUUCGCUUGGAGAAGAAUGCAAAUUCGGUGAUGAUUGUAGAUAUUCUCAUGAUUUGGAAGGCUAUCUCAAAACCAAACCCGAGGAUCUCGGAGACAAGUGUAUUCAGUUCGAACUCUUUGGAAAAUGUCCUUACGGCUACAAAUGUCGUUUUCUUAAAGCACAUUUGGACGAGAAUAACAAAUUGAUAAUUGAUGAGAAGAAGUAUAGCGAAAAACCUGUUUAUACGUUUAAUGGUAUCAGUGCUGAAUCCCAAAAGAAGUUGUUGAAAAAUAAGUACGAAUUUCCCAAGACAGAGGCAUACAUGAUACAAGUUCAGAAAGAAAUUGAAGAGGAACAACGUGUUAAAGAUGGGAAUGCUUUGAAAAGGAAAGCCAUUUCGGACAACUCCUCAUCAGAAAUAUCCGAAACGAAUAAGAAAAUUAAAAGCCAACAGAACACUGAUAGUGACAAUGAUGACGAUUUCUUUGAUGCCUCUCAAGAGUUCACAAAUGUGACCAUUGAAACAGCAACUUCAACUCCAACAGUGACGGAAGAGAAGGCAAUUGGUCCUAUCGACCUUAAAUAUAAAAAGAUCAUUGACUUUAGAAACAAAACAUAUCUUGCACCAUUAACGACAGUUGGUAAUUUACCUUUCCGUAGAAUCUGUAAGGAGUAUGGGGUCGACAUUACUUGCGGUGAGAUGGCGUUGGUGCCAAAUUUAUUGAGAGGACAACAAUCUGAAUGGGCCUUGACGAAGCGUCAUAAAUCUGAAGAUAUAUUUGGUGUUCAGAUUUGUGGUUCUAAGGUCGAAACCGUUACUAAAGCUUGUGAAGCUCUAAAUAAUGAAGUAGACGUCGAUUUUAUUGAUCUCAAUAUGGGUUGUCCUAUUGAUCUUGUCUAUAAGCAGGGUGGCGGCUCAGCUUUAUUAGAUGCUAGAGGACGUGCUUUGAAGAUUUUAAAGGGUAUGCAAACGGUUACGAAUAUUCCUAUCACUUGUAAAUUUAGAAUGGGUAUCCACAACAACUACCCUAUCGCUGAUCGUUUGGUGCCACGUAUUGAUGAACUAGGCAUUGCCUUGGGAACCAUUCAUGGUCGCUCCCGUACCCAAAGAUAUACCAAGAAAGCUGAUUGGGAAUAUAUUGGUUUAAUGAAAGGUUUGACCAAAACGAUGCCUCUUUAUGGCAAUGGCGAUAUCAUGAGCUUUGAGGACUACAAUAAUUUUAGAGAAAUCAGCGGGGUUGACGGUGUGAUGAUUGGUAGAGGUGCGCUUAUCAAGCCCUGGCUUUUUGAAGAGAUCAAGUCACAGCGCAAUUGGGAUAUUUCAGCAAAUGAACGUUUUGAUAUGUUAAAGCGUUUCUGUGAUUAUGGUUUAGAACAUUGGGGUAGUGAUAGUCAGGGCGUCAAUACGACGCGUCGAUUCCUUUGUGAAUGGCAAUCUUUCCUAUAUAGAUAUAUACCCGUUGGAAUUUUAGAAAGACCCCCUCAACGUAUGAAUGAAAGACCUCCCCCUUACGAAGGAAGAAAUGAUCUGGAAACGUUAAUGGCAAGCCCUUUAGCGUCGGAUUGGGUAAAAAUCAGUGAAAUGCUAUUGGGCCCAGCACCUGAGGAUUUCAACUUCAUUCCCAAGCAUAAAGCAAACUCUUUUGAGAAGAUCGAGGGCUAAGUUAAUAUUCUAACAGUCAAGUUCAACAUGUAUUCAGAUAAAUUAUGAUGUGCUCAAAAAUAAAAAUGUCCAAAAUUUGAAAACGAGAAAAGAAUGUUAGUUGUUAUUACUACAGCAGAAUUCAAUGUCUACAAUUUCUUUUGGUGAGGUGGAUGUUAAGACAUAGGGCUCGUCUUUACCGAUAACCACAUUGUCUUCAAUACGGAUGCCGAUACCUUGAUAUUUCUCCGGGAAUUUGUUAUCAAAAGGAACAUAAAUGCCUGGCUCAAUCGUAAUCACCAUAUUUUUCUUUAGCUUGCGGGAUCUGUCAAGAUCAUGCAGAUCAUGCACGUCAAGCCCUAAGUAAUGCCCAACGUGAUGAGGAUAAAGGAUACGUUCCAAAUCC